AUGGGAACCGGCCAAAAAAGACCGCGGCCGCAGAGCAGCAGUGACGACGUGGGCAACAGCUCCGGCUCCGGCACCGGCUCCACUUCUAGGCCGUCAUCCACCGAUAUGGCUGUCUUCCGGCCACCGAUCCUACGGUCUGCUGCACUCACGGCUACGUCUAUGCUAAAAAAGGCACUUUUCACGCAGACCUUUGACAUCUCAGCAGCGCGGAUACAUGAUCCUCGAAACAUAGCCAAGUACCAGAAGGCGCUUACCGGGACUCGAGAGCUGCUGCGAACUGAGCGACUGUCUUCGGUAGUAGAUGAUCCCGAACAGGAGCAACCGGCACCUGUGGACGCGUCUGGGGCCGUUCCUAAAGCGGCGGUAAAAACGCCAGCAAGAAGAAAGUGCCUCUUGCUGAAGGCCAGUGUCUCACCGACAUCACCGGAAACAUGGAGCACUCUUAUAAAAGAGGGUGUGGAGCGUGACGAGUUGGGAGUGAUUCCUUACAAGCUGACGCUUAAUUAUGACCAUUGGACUUCACUAGAAGAGGCUGACAGGCGAUCCGAAGGUGACAUUCUCUUUUCGGUGUUACCGGAGGAGUUCCAUGACGAUAUCCCGACCGGAUUCAAUACAGCGGGUCAUGUGGCACAUCUGAACCUCCGCGACCGGUUCAAGCCCUACAAGCACAUCGUGGCACAAGUCUUGCUGGACAAGAAUCCACAGCUGCGCACUGUCAUCAACAAGAUCGACUUGGUGGGCACCAACUCGGCGUUUCGAACUUUCCGAUAUGAAGUUCUUGCCGGUCCAGACGACCUCGAAGUCGAGGUGCGCGAGAACUUUUGCACGUACCGCUUCAACUACAGCCGCGUCUACUGGAAUAGCAAGCUCGAGCCCGAGCACACGCGCCUGCUGUACCUGUUUCAGCCGGGCCAGGCUGUGGUCGACGUGAUGGCAGGCAUUGGCCCAUUCGCCGUCCCGGCCGGCCGCCGGGGAGUGUUUGUGUGGGCCAACGACAUGAACCCAGACAGCUACGCGGCGCUGGUCGACGCUAUCCAGCGUAACAAGGUGACGUCCUAUGUGCGACCCUUCAACGAGGACGGGCUUGUGUUCAUCCGGAAGGCCGCAGAUCUCGUUCAGGAGGCGUCCACAGCAGGCGAGGGCGCGGCUGAGGUGAUACCACCAUCCAAGAAUGGAGGUGGCGGCGGUGGGUUGUCAAAGGCAGCCAAAGCCAAGGGGGCUCCACGUCGAUUCAUAACGGUGCCGCGCACGGUCGACCACUUUGUCAUGAAUCUGCCGGCGUCGGCCAUCACGUUCCUGCCCAAGUUUCGAGGCCUGUAUACUGGUAGCGAGGCGCUCUUUGGCGUGGUGGAGGGUGAUCGUCAGCCAGUGGAUGCGGGCGACAACGACAACAGUAGUUCCACUUGGCCCCGUCUGCCCAUCAUCCACGUGCACUGCUUCGCGCCCAAGAACGACGAGGACGAUGGGAUAUCGAAGCGCGAGGUGUGCGAGCGCGUAGCCGAGCAGCUUGGCGUGCCCAUGCGGCUUGUGAUGCAGUACGCCGAUGUCGAGAAAGACAACCCUACAAGCCGGACUGCAGCCGACGAGAACCCGGUGUACGUGCAUAAUGUGCGGGCUGUGGCGCCACAGAAGUCCAUGUUCUGUGCCAGCUUCCGGCUCCCAGCCACGGUAGCAUUCGCACCACGGGAUGAGUGA
Grosmannia clavigera kw1407 is the source of this 1695-nucleotide messenger RNA. RefSeq names its product tRNA methyltransferase trm5. Lineage: Eukaryota; Fungi; Ascomycota; Sordariomycetes; Ophiostomatales; Ophiostomataceae. Gene Ontology annotation, biological process: mitochondrial tRNA methylation; tRNA N1-guanine methylation. Bases 1 to 1695 code for a protein of 564 amino acids. The record is from RefSeq and is a predicted model, not a curated record. The transcript is spliced from 4 exons. Gene Ontology annotation, cellular component: cytoplasm; mitochondrial matrix.